CUUGGUUAGGGGGAAGGAAAAGUUUGCAGCUCUUUGGUGAAGAUCUGUGAUGAGAGCUCGAGAGCGCUGCUGGUCCAUCAUGUCCUCCGCCGUGUUUCUGCUCGCUCUGCUCCUGGUUCUGUCCGUUUCGGAACCGGGCUCGUGUGAAGCGGAGCUCGGCGGUGUUCUGGAGCCGUACGACCUGCUGUUCGACAACGCCGUGGAAGCGUACUACAAGCAGGACUGGCUCUCGGUCAUCCUGAACAUGGAGCGCGCGCUGAGGAACAAGGGCACGGUGCGCAAAGUGAAGGCUCAGUGCCGCUUAUUCUGCGCCAACCUCACCGCCUUCCAGCACUCCGAGCCCGGCUCUCCCGUUCCGCUUCCCGGCGCCGGUCCCGUCCAGGACCUGGGGUUUUUCCAGCGCGUGCUGAAGCGGGCCGAGUGCGUGAACCGGUGCGAGGUGGAGAAACUCGGGCCACCGUCUGUGCACAAAGUCAGUGACGAGGUGGAGCUCGAGUUCAAGAAGAGGACUCCGUAUAAUUACCUGCAAGUGGCUUAUUUUAAGAUAAACAAGCUCGACAAAGCCGUGGCUGCUGCGAACACGUUCUACAUAGCGAACCCGGACCACGUGGAGAUGAGACAGAACCUGGAGUACUACAGCCUGAUGGCCGGCGUGCAGGAGACGGACUUUAAAGACCUCGAGGCCAGACCGCACAUGGCUGAGUUUCUGGAAGGGAAGCGGCUGUACAGCGCGGACGAUUUUCUCUCCUCCAUCGGACACUUCGAGCCGGCGAUCGAGGAGUACUUCACUGCCGACGCCGAGUGCCGGGCGCUGUGCGAGGGCGUGUACGACUACGACGGAUACAACUACAUGGAGUACAACGCUGACCUCUUUCAAUCCAUCACAGAUCACUACCUAUAUGUUCUGAACUGUAAGCAGAACUGCGCCGUGGAGCUGGCGUCCACCCCUGGAAGAGAACAACCGUUCGAAGACUUCCUGCCGUCACAUUUUAACUACCUCCAGUUUUCCUACUAUAACAGCGAGCAAUAUGAGAAGGCCAUCGAAUGUGCUAAAACCUUCCUCCUCUUCCGCCCUGACGACGAGGUGAUGAAGCAGAACUUGGCGUAUUACUCGGCCGUGCUGGGAGAAGAAAAAGCUGCUGCUAUUCCGGCCAGAGAGAUUGUUCAGCAGUAUAUCAAGAAUUCCUUGCUGGAGAAAGAGCUCUUAUAUUUUGGAUAUGAAAUAUUCGGAAUCACAUUUGUUGAUCCGGACAUGUGGACGCCGGAAGAAAUCAUGCCUAAGAAACUCAGGGACAAGCAAAAGGCUGAUCGAGAGACAGCGGCUCGGAUCACAGAGGAGAUCGGCAAUCUCAUGAAGGAAAUCGAGACGCUAGUGGAGGAGAAGACCAAGGAAUCAUCGGACAUCGCCAAGAUGGUUAAUGAUGGAGUGAGUAAAUCGACACCUACUCCAGAUGGCAGCUUGGUGUUCGAUGGCAUCACCGUCAGCAUGACGUCCAAAGUUCUGAACGGUUCACAGCGAGUCGUGCUGGACGGAGUCAUCACCGAAGACGAAUGUCGGGAUUUACACCGGCUUUCAAAUACAGCGGCGCAGAAAGGCGACGGCUACAGAGGAAGGCCGAGUCCUCACUCACCCAGCGAGAUGUUCCAGGGGGUCACUAUUCUCAAAGCUCUUAAGCUCGGUCAGGAAGGUGUGCUUCCUCUGAAGAGCGCUCGUCUGUUUUUCGACAUCAGUGAGAAAGUGCGCAAAGUGGUGGAGUCGUACUUCAGUCUCCAGUCUCCUCUGUACUUCUCCUACUCGCACCUGGUCUGCCGCUCCGCCAUCGAGGAGAAACAAGAAGAACGAGAUGACCUGAGCCACCCUGUACACGUCGACAACUGUCUCCUGAUCUCCGAACUGAACGAGUGUAUCAAAGAGCCGCCAGCGUACACACACCGAGACUACAGCGCUAUUCUCUACCUCAAUGACGACUUUGAAGGAGGAGAUUUCAUCUUCACAGAGCUUGAUGCCAAAACCAUCACAGCGGUGGUGAAGCCUCAGUGCGGUCGCAUCGUGGCGUUCGGUGCCGGUAAGGAGAACCCUCAUGGAGUCAGAGCCUUGACGAAAGGUCAGAGGUGUGCGGUGGCUCUGUGGUUCACUCUGGAUCCUCGACACAAUGAAAAGGAGCGAAUUCAGGCAGAAGAGCUGUUAAAAAUGCUCUCCAGCCCACUGGAUGCAGAGUUCCAGAAAACGGAGGAGGACAGCAGUCAAGAGACAGCGUCAGAGAAGGACAGCGUGAUGCCCGAUGGAGGAAAAACAGCCACGACAGAAGAGAUGAAAACACCCGCGGAAGAGCAAGCAAGCAAAACGGCAGAGGAAAAGACAGACACGAAAGCUGACACAAAGACGGAAAGCAAAGACAAACCGCCAAAAGCCACGGCUCCAGAAAAAGCAAAGGCUAAAACGGCGACAAAAGCCAAAGCCAAACCAGCAGGAAAAGCAAAGACGAAAACAAAAGAGGCAGAAAAAAUGGCGGCCAAAACAGCAGACAAAAAGGAAAAGCCAGCUGCCAAGAAGACAGUAAAAGCAUCGUCCAAAAAGACAGAAAGCAAACAGCCUAAAGCAAAAAGCUCAAAGUCAGACUCUCAAAAGAAAAAGGAGGAAUUAUGAGCAUUGGUGCAAAUCUUUUUUUGUUUGUUUGUUUUAAGAUUGCCGUUUUAUACUUUUUAAUAUGUUAAUAUCUGAUUUUUUUGUGAAAUUCUUUGACAGCAAAUGACAAUCUGAGUAGAUUUUUUUAAGUUUUUUUUUUUUUUUUGCUAACUUUUUUAACACUACAAAAAAAAAAUCAUUUCAGGACCCAAGAAAAGCAGCAACAAAAUAUUACUGAUAAUUCACACCAAAACUAUGAGCCAUCAGUGAAAUAAA
Messenger RNA from Pangasianodon hypophthalmus (striped catfish), 2902 nucleotides. It is a transcript of the gene p3h1, whose product is annotated as prolyl 3-hydroxylase 1. Gene Ontology annotation, biological process: collagen metabolic process. Lineage: Eukaryota; Metazoa; Chordata; Actinopteri; Siluriformes; Pangasiidae. The record is from RefSeq and is a predicted model, not a curated record. Gene Ontology annotation, cellular component: endoplasmic reticulum. The coding region runs from base 50 to 2647 and encodes 865 amino acids. Gene Ontology annotation, molecular function: protein binding; iron ion binding; procollagen-proline 3-dioxygenase activity. The transcript is spliced from 15 exons.